AUGUCUAUCCGAGACCGAUUCCGUCGUGCCUUGCGCAAAUCCGACAGCUCAGACACCACCAUCUCGCAGACAGAGAGCAACACAACCACAACCACGACCAGCGAGACGUCAUCGUUACACAAGUCAAUCACUAGCAGCAAAUUCGCCAGAACCUUUGCGUUUGCCCGCCGCUCCAAGGACGAGUCACAUGAGGAAUCCCGGAGGAACAGGAGGAACAAGAAAAUCCACCCGAGCCAACGACCUCUCACGCUGCAAAAUCUCAAGCAUCAAGAAAUGCUGAGCCAUUUCACCAUGACCUUUGGCGCCACGGACCCGAGCCAGAUUGAGAGUGCCAGUUUUAUUGGUGUGAGCCCGUGUUGCACGCGCGCGCCCAGCCUCGAGAUCGAUAGGGCAAAGAUCAUCGCCUCGCUGACGGACUCGCCGAGCCCCGACUCGGCCCGAGACUGA
This is a messenger RNA of Metarhizium album ARSEF 1941, 447 nucleotides long. RefSeq lists its product as uncharacterized. Lineage: Eukaryota; Fungi; Ascomycota; Sordariomycetes; Hypocreales; Clavicipitaceae. The record is from RefSeq and is a predicted model, not a curated record. The transcript has a single exon. Bases 1 to 447 code for a protein of 148 amino acids.